AAUAACGUUUAAAACGUAAACUAAAUUCCAAACGCAAUUCAAGCAAUAAAUAUUUCUCUCACAAAGUUCACAAUGUGGCAACACUCUUAACAGCAGCGUGAGCGCAAUCAUUUGUUUACAAUAUUAAGUAAAAAUAAAAGAUCGAUUUCACCUACGCAUUUUUUAUUUGGAAUUUAUGGCUUCUAAUGCACAUGUUGGAAAAAUCGUGCUUGCUAUUUCAGUGUCAGUAUUUUUGUAUUAUUUCUUUUGGGUAUCAAUAUUGCCAUUUAUGCUGAUUGAUGAAGAAAAUCUGUUACAUUCGUUUUUUCCACCGCUUGAGUACGCAUUCAUUGUGCCCGCUGUUUUCGGUGUAAUCUUCCUUGGAGGCAUAGCAAUAUUUACACUUUACCAUAUGUGGACUUAUGUGAAAUCAAAAACAAUUUAAAACACUAUUCAAUUAACAGAAAAAAA
Messenger RNA from Teleopsis dalmanni, 450 nucleotides. RefSeq names its product dolichol-phosphate mannose synthase subunit 2-like. The record is from RefSeq and is a predicted model, not a curated record. Gene Ontology annotation, biological process: GPI anchor biosynthetic process. Gene Ontology annotation, molecular function: enzyme regulator activity. The transcript has 3 exons. Gene Ontology annotation, cellular component: endoplasmic reticulum membrane; dolichol-phosphate-mannose synthase complex. Lineage: Eukaryota; Metazoa; Arthropoda; Insecta; Diptera; Diopsidae. Bases 176 to 424 code for a protein of 82 amino acids.